GCGCGCAGUCAUGCGCAGAGAAUUCGGCGCGCGAAGCUCCAGCAGGAAGUGGGAGCAGCUGAACGCAAAGGGCGGCCAGUUUGGGAUUUGAACCUCUCACACAACUUCUAUAAUCUGUUAACAUCUGCUUUACUAUGGCAGACACGAAGGACCAGGAAGACCAUGAAACCCCUGGAGACGGAGCCGAGGACACUAAUCAUGAUCCCCACUUUGAGCCCAUUGUGUCUCUUCCUGAGCAGGAUGUUAAAACAUUAGAAGAGGACGAAGAGGUGCUCUUUAAAAUGCGAGCCAAACUGUAUCGCUUUGCCUCUGAGAACGACCCUCCAGAGUGGAAAGAGAGGGGGACGGGGGACGUGAAGCUGCUGAAACACAAAGAGAAGGGCACGAUCCGCCUCCUGAUGAGGAGAGACCGAACUUUGAAGAUCUGUGCCAAUCAUCAGAUCAGCCCGCUGAUGGAGCUGAAGCCCAACUCCGGCAGCGACAGAGCAUGGGUGUGGAACACACUAGCAGACUACGCUGACGAAUGUCCCAAACCAGAACUCCUGGCGAUCCGCUUCUUAAACGCAGAAAACGCUCAGAAGUUCAAGGUGAAGUUUGACGAAUGCAAAGAGGAAGUUAAAAAGCAAGUAGAGGGAUCAGGCAACACUGACAGUGCAAACAAGGUGGCAGAGAAGCUGGAGGAGCUUUCAGUAAAAGAUAAGGCAUCUGAGGGAAAGAAGGAAGAGGACAAAAAGGAAACUGAGAAAAAGGAGGUGAAAGCUGAGAAGAAUUAAGAACCAAGAACUUGCUUUGCUGAUCUUCAGUUUUUUUUUGUUUUGUUUUGUUUUUUUCAGUUUUCCUCUUUUUCUACAAUAGACUCUAUGAACUGAA
Poecilia latipinna (sailfin molly) is the source of this 870-nucleotide messenger RNA. RefSeq names its product ran-specific GTPase-activating protein. NCBI's taxonomy places the organism in Eukaryota, Metazoa, Chordata, Actinopteri, Cyprinodontiformes, Poeciliidae. Gene Ontology annotation, cellular component: nuclear pore; centrosome; cytoplasm. The record is from RefSeq and is a predicted model, not a curated record. Gene Ontology annotation, biological process: nucleocytoplasmic transport; positive regulation of mitotic centrosome separation. The transcript is spliced from 6 exons. Gene Ontology annotation, molecular function: GTPase activator activity. The coding region runs from base 135 to 773 and encodes 212 amino acids.